CUGCAGGAUCUCUCCAGAGGGCGAUUAGAACGCAGAGCUACAUGAAAACACGACUGAGGACAGUUCCGAAGGAGACGUUUUGCGAUCAGAGGAGGCUAACAGCUGUGGCAAGAGGUUUCCUGUCACUCUCUCGUAGUAGUUGAACCCGGAAACUUGGCUGAUUGGCUCCUCGGCGCUGGCUCUGGUUUCCCUCCGAGUUUUGAUAAUGUUGGCUGGCGAUUUAAAUGAGAUGCUUCAGAUCCCGGAGCUGCAGAUCCCAAAUCUGUCGGACAGUACCUCCGCCACGAGCAGCAGCAACACUCCCAGCCAUCGGCGGCGGCGCUUUAAGAUGAGACGUUCGAAGACUGCGAGGAACCGAGAGUGCGCCGAAGCCACGGACGACACCGGGAAUCUGGAAUAUCUACAACUGCCGUCUAUUGAGAUCACUCCGUCCAGCGAUGAGGACAGCAUUGUUUCCAACUCUUCCACUCCCAGCACGUCCCCAAGGCGCCAAGGCUUGAGGCUGCACGCUUUGGGUACCACGUCAGAUAAGGAUGGUAGUGAGAUAGAAGUUACUGUGAACAGCAAGAGUAGAUUGGACAUAAUGGAGCCCCCAGAAGUUCGGCGGCGAUGGAGGAAGUAUUCAUCAGGAAAUAGCACGGCAAGUAACUCGAACCGAAGCUCGCCCGCCUGCUCUCCCGUCCUCCGCAAACGCUCCCGCUCGCCAACACCGCAGCAGAGCGAAGGAGAGGCCAUGGUGGAAAAAAGUUCGGACCAUUCUUCAGACAAAUCUCCUCCCACCCCAGAGCCGGGGGUCCAGCGGAGUGGGUCAUCUCAGUCGGGACGAAGUGGGGGCAAAAAUUCCAAGAAGAGCCAGAGCUGGUACAAUGUCCUGAGUCCAACGUAUAAACAAAGAAAUGAAGAUUUUCGGAAACUCUUUAAACAACUGCCAGAUACAGAGCGUCUCAUUGUUGACUAUUCGUGUGCUCUGCAGAGGGACAUUUUACUACAGGGGCGCCUCUACCUGUCUGAGAACUGGAUAUGCUUCUACAGUAACAUCUUUCGCUGGGAGACUCUGUUAACAGUACGAUUGAAGGAUAUCUGCUCAAUGACUAAAGAAAAGACAGCCAGACUAAUUCCAAAUGCAAUUCAACUUUGCACUGACAAUGAGAAGCACUUUUUCACCUCAUUUGGGGCAAGAGAUCGAACCUACAUGAUGAUGUUCCGCCUCUGGCAGAAUGCUUUGCUUGAAAAGCCUUUGUGUCCGAAGGAACUCUGGCAUUUUGUUCACCAGUGCUAUGGCAAUGAGCUUGGCCUUACUAGCGAUGACGAGGACUAUGUCCCCCCAGAUGAUGAUUUUAACACCGUGGGUUAUUGUGAAGAGAUUCCAGUGGAGGAAGUUGAGGUGAAUGAUAAUUCCUCCAAAAGCAGCAGCGAGAUUAAGUCCGAAACGAACUGCAACCUGGCGGACCCUUCGCUGACGAGCAGUAAUGUGCCAUCCACAGCCAGCAGUGAUGUCCCUGCUUAUGAUGGGGCCUUGCUGGACGAUCUCGACAGCUCGUUAGAGAGGGAGCUGUUGAUUGCAAACAUGGAGGACCAUAAAUUGGAGCUCCUUUCUCCGGUCACGUCUCCAUCCUUGGACCUAAAUGAUAAUGAAGACCUGCCCACAGAGCUCAGCGAUUCAUCUGAAACGCAUGAUGAAGGUGAAGUUCAGGCUUUCUAUGAGGAUCUGAAUGGCCGGCAGUACAUCAAUGAGGUGUUUAGUUUCAAUGUGGACAAACUCUUUAGCCUCCUGUUUAGUGAAUCUCAAUUUCUAAGGGACUUUAUGGAGCAGCGGCGGUUUACAGAAGUGAUAUUUCACCCAUGGAAGAAGGAGGAGAAUGGAAACCAGACCCGGGUUAUUUUAUACACCAUUGCACUAACCAAUCCUUUGGCUCCUAAAUCUGCGACGGUCACGGAGACCCAGACGCUGUACAAGGCCAGCCAGGAGAGCGAAUGUUAUGUAGUUGAUGCUGAAGUGCUGACACACGAUAUACCUUAUCAUGAUUACUUCUACACGAUCAACCGCUACACGCUAACCAGAGUGGCCCGAAACAAAAGCCGGCUAAGGAUUUCUACGGAACUCAGAUACCGCAAGCAGCCGUGGGGACUCGUUAAAACAUUCAUUGAGAAAAAUUUCUGGAGUGGACUUGACGAAUAUUUCCACCAUAUGGAGAAUGAACUAACCAAAGCAGAGACGGCGUACCUGUCCGAUCUUCACAGACAGUCCCCUAAAGAGAAAAUCACCAAGAUUACAUCAACGAGGCGAAGGAAGCGUCCUCAUGGUCACUUACGGAUUCCUCAUCUACAGGAGGUGCUUAGCCCUGUCACAACACCCACUGAUGAGGAGAGACACCACCACGUCAGACAUGUAGCAGGCUCCACUCAGACACGACACGUUCCAGAGGAGAAGCAUAAUCAGCUCCAGAGCAUCUCUAAACUCCUGCUGGUCAUCAGUUUUGUCCUGGUGCUUCUGGUCAUGCUCAAUGUAAUGCUCUUCUACAAGCUCUGGAUGUUGGAAUACAGCACUCAGGCCCUGAGCACAUGGCAAGGCUUCAGACUCCAAGAAAGCCCUCUCCCGCAGUCGCAGGCGGAGUGGACCCAGCUGCUGGAGUCUCAGCAAAAACAUCACGACACAGAGCUUCAAAAAUGGAGGCAGAUUGUAAAGUCAUCUGUCAUGCUGCUGGAUCAGGUAAAAAAAAAGAUGAAAGAUUCCUUGAUAAACCUCCAGAAUGGCAUUGUUUCACGAGACUUUGUCUCAGACUCGGAGGACAAACCUUACCAAUGAGGGUGACGGGAACGUAUGGCGGGAGAAAGUGUGCAAUAUGUGUAUAGAGAAGAUUUAUAUGUAGAUACAUAUAUAAAUAUAUAUAUGUAUACUAUGAAUACAAAAUUUAUAUUCUAGAAUGAACUGAAUACGCAGCAGCUGUGUUGAGUGGAUGGCCUUCAUCCAGCUGCCUGAAGACGUUUUCGCUCAGAGAUGCCGGGUAUGGUGUUUCGAAACUUGAUUUUCUCAGCGUUCUUGUUCUGAAGAAAGAUUUGUGCAGCUCUUCCUCGAAACGAGGAUCUUAACCCAGAGUAUAAACCUGCGCCAAUUGCUCUACCUCCGACACCCGCAAAACCUUUUGCCGAUGUCAGCUCGACGCAGCACCCUGGGGUCUAGGCUGGUGCCCCCCCCGAGUGGAUAGGUGCUCAGGAGAUAAGCAGGGGCACCCUCAGAACAAAGGAGUAGAAGAGGGGAGUACGGAGCAACAAAAAAGAAAAAAGGCACAAUCGCUCCUGGCGGAUGUCUUGUGUCAUCACAAAACUCUUGAACUAAUCCGUGAAGACUCCACUGCCACCCAGCACUGGUCCAAUCAACCUUUAGACGGUGCAGAAUCUGAGAAGUGUCCUGUCUCCUGGACGGAGCAAUACAUGGGGAAAAGCUAGAUUUUAUAAUAUAUAUUUUUUUUUCUCUUGAGUAAUUUAAAGCUUGAAAAAAAAAAAAAAAAAACUUUAGGGAUUUAUUUGUCUUUUAUGUAAUUCCUUGUUUUUUGGGUUACAAUGCUCUGUGUGCAGCUCUACUCUGGGCAGUGGCUGAGGAACCUCACGCCAGUGUUUGGUGACCACAUCGACUAACUUAUUGUCUCUUUUUUUUUUUCUGUUGUUUGUCUUUUUUUUUUUUUUUAUCCUUUCCAAACUCACUGAGUUUAAUCAGCGGAGGUCCUUCCUAAAUGCAGUGGGGGACGGUUAAGUUAUUGCACAACAAUUGAUCUAACUGUUACGGCAUCAAGGUCGGAGAAACCUCUAGUAAGGAACGGGUUGUUCUGUUUUUGUAGAAAUCGUAACAAAAAUGAUUUCAUCAUUUUGAAAUUAUCGUCAAAUUCAGAAUUCGGAUUAAUGGCUUCAUUUGCAAAGUGUUAUUAUGCCAUCCUGGUCAAUGGUAUCAAGAAUAUGAGAAGAAUGCAUUUGUCAUUGGAAGACCAGAACGAUGUGCUAGGCGAUCGCGUGUCCCCCACUACAUUUGGGCCCCCCCAUAUUAUUUACAAGAGCUGCCACAGCUGCUAACUAUUAAAUGACUGUCCAAUCCUGAA
Rana temporaria (common frog) is the source of this 4091-nucleotide messenger RNA. It is a transcript of the gene GRAMD1B, whose product is annotated as GRAM domain containing 1B. Gene Ontology annotation, biological process: intracellular sterol transport. NCBI's taxonomy places the organism in Eukaryota, Metazoa, Chordata, Amphibia, Anura, Ranidae. Gene Ontology annotation, cellular component: plasma membrane; endoplasmic reticulum-plasma membrane contact site; endoplasmic reticulum membrane. The transcript has 20 exons. The coding region runs from base 206 to 2806 and encodes 866 amino acids. Gene Ontology annotation, molecular function: sterol transfer activity; sterol binding. The record is from RefSeq and is a predicted model, not a curated record.